Schistosoma margrebowiei is the source of this 645-nucleotide messenger RNA. The record is from the annotation of a GenBank genome assembly. Lineage: Eukaryota; Metazoa; Platyhelminthes; Trematoda; Strigeidida; Schistosomatidae.
GGAUUGUGCAUAAUAUAUUAUAGCGCCUAUUCUAUUGUAUGCGUAACAUAAUAUAAUAAAAUCAAACGCAAGAUACUGCAUGGUACACCUGCCUUACGUUAAUGGGAUAUUAAACCUCAUGGGUCGUAGUACAACUGGUCAAUCUAGUCCUGUGAUUGAAAUUAAACCGUCAUUUUGUUGGGACUCAAUGUUGGUACGACUAGCUGGAUUCUCUGGGGCAUUGGCUGUUAUUGCGAGCGCUUAUGGUGCUCAUGGUUUCAGAGAUGAACAAGAUAAACAAAGACAAAUUUUCAAAACUGGGGCCUAUUAUCAUUUGGUUCAUUCGGUGGCUUUGUUAACCACGCCUUUAUUCAGACGUCCUGUUUUGUCUGCUACUCUUUUCGCCACUGGAACUCUACUGUUCUCUGGUUCAUGCUAUUAUGUGGCUCUAACUGGAGAUGAUCGAUUUUCUAGAAUAGCACCUAUUGGUGGCAUGACUCUUGUGUUCGCCUGGCUUUCUUUGGUUUUCUAACAAUUGCGCCAACUAUUUCGAGAGCUGUUUAUUACUAUUCGUUCAUUUUUCUACAAAUUAAUCCGUAUACCAUAAACAUGUCAUUUUAUUUUUAUUCUCAGCAUACUAGUUAAUAAAUAGUUUAUAAUUGGAGU